Molecule: messenger RNA, 1243 nt
Organism: Elaeis guineensis (African oil palm)
Lineage: Eukaryota; Viridiplantae; Streptophyta; Magnoliopsida; Arecales; Arecaceae
Source: RefSeq, a predicted model, not a curated record
CUCCCUUCUUUUUCGCUCUCGCUUCAUCAUCUCCUCUGCAUAGCCGGUUGGGUGGGUGGUUCGAUUGGGAUUCCUCCGAAAGAACGAAGAACGUUUUCUUCAAGCAUCGAGAAAAUAUUCGUUGCAACGGUGAUACCAUGUCACCGUUGUAACAAACCAAUGAAAAGUUGAGAAUGGGUGACAUACACGGAGACAGUGUGAGUGAAUAUUUUUUCCUCCGGCAUCUACCCCCCGCCGCCGCGUUCGCCUCCUCCAGAUUGCGAACCGCGACCAAUCAUUCCUUUCUGGCCUCUCCUUCCGUCUCCGGAAGCGUGAGUUCUCGCUUUUUCUCCGUCCUUUAUUCGAUCUUGAUAUUAGGUUUGAUUUGGUCCCUCUCAGCAUCCUUAGCUGAGGAGAGAGCAGAAACCGUGGUCUUUCCUAGGGAAGGCCCGAGAUUUUCUUAUGGAUUAAACUUGGCCCUUUCUGGAAGAGGUGUGAUUGUAAAGGAUAAAUCUUUUUACAACAUGGAAUCAUCUGAGCUUCAAAAGAAUGGUGCAAUCAUAGUGGAACCUUUGUCUGGCCUUCCACUGUAUGUGAGAGGAAAUGCUGUUGGCGGAACUUCUGACAUUUCAAAGGCUCAGUUUGGCAAAAAUUUGAAAGAGGUUACUUCUCACAUUUCAUCUGUCUCAAAUGUCUUUGUUCAAGAUGGAGCUUUUGGUUGAUCUUCAAAAUGUGAUGCAAAAGUCUAUGUCCUUAGUGAUAAUCCCUCUGCUGUCAUGUCACUCUCCAAUAUCCUUUGGAAAACACCCAACUGGGCAGUUUCCCGUGACUCUUUCCCUCUGACUGUUUAUGUUGCUAGCUCUAUCAGUCCAAGUGCUAGGGAGGUUCUUGGUCUUGGGGCACAAGCCUCUGAUGGAUUUGCAGCAGCUGAUGUAGAACAUUCAUCCCUCGUCUUAUGUGGUAAAGUUUUUGCUGAUGCCCAUGCUACAAAAGAUGAUCUAGCUGCUUUGGCUGCUCCUAUAAUAUCUGCAAGUGGGGGGGCCUUCGUUUCUUCCAGGCUGAUGUCUGGUGAUUAUGUGAUUCUGCUGUUUGCUCCAGAAGAUACCAUCCAGAGCUGCUCAAAUCUUCAGAAGGCUCUGGUAUCCACUGAUGCUGGUGUAGUUCUUUCUUCUCAUGCUGUUGCACCCUUCUUUCAAGGCAGAGAUUCUGCAGCACCAAAUCUGCUAAAGAAACAAGCUUCUGUGAUUUUUGCAUCUGCUGAUAG